AUGAGUGGUAGUGGGACUGGAGGUGGUGGGGGCGGUGGCAGUAGUGGUGGAGGUUCUGGUCGUGCACACUUUCGUAGUCAGUUAGGCUGUUGUAUAUGUGGAACGAAGUCAUCAUCCUCUCGUUUUACCUCUAGUCAACGAUAUGCUGAGCAUUUCGGUGCAUGUUUUGGUCCACAGGGGAUUACACGUUCAGGAGAUUUAUGCAACGCAUGUGUUCUUUGUGUUAAACGUUGGCUUCAACGUGGUAGACAACCGAACUUCUUUGUACAGGUUCUUGACAGUAAGAAAGGUCCUGGACCGAAACAUAUGAAAGAAAUUACUAAACGCGCUCGUCGUCGGGAAGCCAAACAGCAAGCUGCUGCUGCUAUUGCUUCACCAGUAGGUAAAGAGCAAAAGUCUCUAAAAUCUUCACUUACUACCACCACACAUACUCCUACUACACGUUCGUCUUGUGGGAACGGUCAUCAUUGUUCGAAUAACGGUUCCUGCUCACGUGGCAAUCUUCAUUACACACAAACUAAUGCAAAACCGGAGCAUUAUUUGCAUACAUCAUCUAGUUGUAUUCGUGUUCAGUCGAAUAUGUUUUCCCAGCAAUCUUAUGUGGGAGGUACGACACGAUCAAGUGCACAACACUCUCAGGCAUUAUCAAAUGGAUUUAGGUGUUCUUCGCAUAAAAAUAGCAAUAAUAAUCGUAAUAGUAAUUCCCACUGUUAUAAUCGAUCAUUAAAUCAUCAUAAUAAAAAUGACACUUCAGAACACAUAUGUUGUUCUUGUACAAUUUUGGAUCAAAAAGAACAUUUAUCGAAAUCGUCUAAUUCACAAGGUGCUACACGAACACGUGCAGCUGCUGCCAGGCAAUUAGAAGCCGCUAGUGCUGCUGCCGCUUGUACUCGAAAUACUGCCGGUGUCCUAUCUACUUCAUUACCAUUGUGUGAUAGUCAUCAUCAUCAUAGUAGUAGUAGUAGUCUAGUGCUUCAUUCAGAAAACAUACAAAUGACUAUAUCAUCAGAUUCCAGUGAAAAUGAUCCUAACAAUAAUUAUGAUAUUAACCAGCAAACAUGUUGUUCCGAAACCGCUACGUCGGCUUCAAGUUGUUCUAGUUGUUGCUAUUUCUGCUGCUGUAGUAGUUGUUGUGCCUAUGGUGGAGGUAGUCUAAGUUGCUGCAGUGGAAGUACAAGCGGGUUCGGAUCAAAUUCUUCAGAUAUAUCACUUAAUAGUAGUGUUAAUUAUUCCAGGAUGAAAUCUAAUACAUACCACAAUAAAAAGCAACAGAAUUGUUCAAAUUGUACAUGUCAUGAUAAUAAAACGGAUGAAAUAAAUAAAUGUUCUAUGGAUUACAAUUGUUCCACUCACCGAUCCUAUUAUCAUCACCAAUCUCGACGCGCUAAUGAAUUCAGGUACCCUCAACUACCACAAACUGGCCAGGUCAAUAUAAAUAGUAAUGAAGGUGAAAAGGGUGCAUCUAUAUUUACAAAUGGUAAUUCUGGAAAUUUUCAGCACUCUAAUAAUACUCAACAAACGUCUUAUGUUACAUCGGGACAAAAUAAUUCGAUUGUAAAUAUAAACGAAUCAGCUUCACCUAUUGCAAAUACCAAUGUAACCACGACAUCAUUAACAACAACAACAACAACAACAACUAUUCCUACCCGACGUUAUAACCGUAGAGUUGUCCUACCUCCCGUAAGAAUGACCCAUAAUCCCGAAGUGGAUUCUUUAUUACGUGAAAUCAUGGAACGAAAUAGUCAGGCUGUAAAUUUCGAUUCUCGUGAAAUGCACAUGGCCGUUCAACAAGAAUUACGACUCCGUAAUCGUACCAUUCAUACUGCUGCUUCAGCUUCUGGUGGGUCCAUUUCUUCAAUUAGUUCGGCUGAUGGCUCUAUAGAAGCCACUGUUGGGUCCAGUAGUCAAACAUCAACUAAUAGAGCAAAAUGUAGUCAUCAUCAUAGUUCUCCGAAUCAUGAACAUUUGGCUAAACGUUAUUGUUCACAUCACUGUUAUUUCAGUUGCGAUUAA
Schistosoma rodhaini is the source of this 2013-nucleotide messenger RNA. NCBI's taxonomy places the organism in Eukaryota, Metazoa, Platyhelminthes, Trematoda, Strigeidida, Schistosomatidae. The record is from the annotation of a GenBank genome assembly.